Molecule: messenger RNA, 1224 nt
Organism: Planococcus citri (citrus mealybug)
Lineage: Eukaryota; Metazoa; Arthropoda; Insecta; Hemiptera; Pseudococcidae
Gene: Spf30
Product: Splicing factor 30
Exons: 6
Coding region: 189-890 (233 amino acids)
Biological process (GO): regulation of alternative mRNA splicing, via spliceosome; mRNA processing
Cellular component (GO): nucleus; precatalytic spliceosome; cytoplasm
Molecular function (GO): RNA binding
Source: RefSeq, a predicted model, not a curated record
UUUUGACUUCACAAUUUUUUUGGAAAAAGAAGAUGAUUUCGAUUUGAUUUUCUUCCAAGUUUUAUAAUUUCCUUAUGAUUUGCGUCGAUUAAAAUUGAAUGCUAGAUUGUUUAAUGUACCAUGUAUUAGUUAUUCAAUCAGGUCCACUCUCAUUCAUUUCAUUACCUGUGUAAUUUAACAUAUUGAUCAUGGCAGAAGAUUUACAGAACUACAAACUUCAACUCGAGCAGGUUGAAGCAGCUCUAACUACAGCUCCGGAUAACGAAGAAUUAUUGACGUUGAAGAAAGACUUGGAACAAGUUAUCGAAUUGACAACACAGUUUAUCAAAUCUCAGCUACCGGAUGAAAAAAGAGAUGAAAUUGAUUUAUUUACUGAAGAUGUCAAAGUACCGGAUUCUAGUAUUUUACCUUCAGAGAAAUUGAAAAAGAAUUGGAGAAUAGGAGAGAGAUGUUUAGCAUUUUGGUUAGAUGACGGACAGUAUUACGAAGCAACCGUCGAAUCUAUAGAAAAUGACGAAGUAUCAGUUUUAUUUGAUAGUCACAAAGUCGGCGUUCCUGUAGUUUUAACGAAAGAAUUUUUAAAAGAGUUACCCAAAGGUCAAGAUCGAGGACUAUCUAAAUUAAAAAAAUUGCCUACGACGAAAGAACGAGAGUACCUGAAAAAGAAAAAGUUGAAGAAGCAGCAACGUUUUAAACAAAUGGAAGAAGAAAGAGAAACUGAGAAGAAUAAAUGGCUUAUGUUUAGUUCUAAGACUUACAAGAAAGGAAUAACUAAAAAAAGUAUUUUCGCUUCUCCUGAUAACGUCAACGGACGAGUAGGCAUUGGCACAUGUGGAGUCGCUGGUCGUGGAAUGACUGAUUUCCAACACGCAGAGAAACACAAAAAAUAGAUCUAUUGGUUAUGUAAUCGCGAAUUGACUGUCGCAUAUUGGAAAGCUGAGAUGUGUAUAAAACAAGUGUAAAUAGAAUUAAUAUUUUAUCACGUUAAAAUUGUGUCUAUAUGAAUGUAGCAGAACGUCAACAACUGCAGCUAAGUUAUUUUUUACGGUAACAAAAUGCUGAGUGAAUGAACCAGAGUCGUGAUUUGAGAUCGUCGAUGAAUCGUACAAAAAAAUUGUUAUUAUAAUUUUUGAAUGACUUUGUAUGUUAUUAUAAUUUUUAAGUUGUAUUGCAUUACUUUCAAUUAGAGAAACUAGAUGAAAUAUAUCUGCAGUUUUAUAUCUA